Messenger RNA from Drosophila obscura, 1990 nucleotides. RefSeq names its product microtubule-associated protein RP/EB family member 1 (gene Eb1). NCBI's taxonomy places the organism in Eukaryota, Metazoa, Arthropoda, Insecta, Diptera, Drosophilidae. Gene Ontology annotation, molecular function: microtubule plus-end binding. Gene Ontology annotation, biological process: spindle assembly; regulation of microtubule polymerization or depolymerization; protein localization to microtubule plus-end. The record is from RefSeq and is a predicted model, not a curated record. Bases 183 to 1094 code for a protein of 303 amino acids. Gene Ontology annotation, cellular component: cytoplasmic microtubule; microtubule organizing center; microtubule plus-end. The transcript has 8 exons.
CUGUCAGCGCUAACGCUCUCAAACCUGAAAAUCGGUUCGUCAUACAAAGAAUUUUUUGCAUUUCGUGUUAAAACACAAGUCUAAAUAUAAUUUAAGGAAUCAUCAAAAAUUAGAGCUCUAAAGCACGUUAAUAACUAAAUAGUACCGCUCAAUAAGAAUUACCAACAAAACAACAACCCAUUAUGGCUGUUAACGUGUACUCCACAAAUGUGACAUCAGAGAACCUUUCGCGGCACGACAUGCUCGCCUGGGUGAACGAUUGCCUCCAGUCGCAGUUCUCCAAAAUCGAAGAGCUCUGCACGGGCGCCGCAUACUGUCAAUUCAUGGACAUGUUGUUCCCCAAUUCAGUGCCUGUGAAGCGUGUCAAAUUCCGCACCAAUCUGGAGCAUGAAUACAUACAGAACUUCAAGAUACUACAGGCUGGCUUCAAAAAGAUGUCCGUGGAUAAGAUCAUACCAGUUGAUAAACUUGUGAAGGGACGAUUUCAAGAUAAUUUCGAAUUUUUACAAUGGUUCAAAAAAUUUUUCGAUGCCAAUUACGAUGGACGCGAGUAUGAGCCCCUGGCUCAGCGCGGCGGCGUCAAUAUGGGCAGCGGCAAGGGACCAGGCGGCUGCAGCAAUGGAGGCAGCGGUGUGGGCAGCGUCCACAAUGAUUUACACAUGAUGCACCGCCGGGGAAUUCAGGCGCCACAACCCAAACGUCUGGUGGCACCAAGCGCCCCUUCGCAAGAACCGGCAGUCUCCAAGGUGCUGCCGCGCACGAACAGCGCAGUGUCGCAUAGCAGAGUGGCUACCGCCACCAAUAUCACAGGGACAGUGAAGAAGAACGAUGCGAACAAUGCUGUCAAUAAUCAGCAAAUCGACGAGCUGUCCAGCCAGGUCAUAGACAUGCGUCUAAAUCUGGAAGGUUUGGAGAAAGAGCGCGACUUUUAUUUCUCAAAAUUGCGCGAUAUUGAAAUACUUUGCCAGGAGGCUGAGGAGGGGGAGACAACUCCGUUGGUGCAAAAAAUAUUGGACAUACUCUAUGCGACUGAGGUAGGAGCUCCCGCAGCACUGCUACCCAACGAUGCACCACCAGAAGAUGAGGAGUAUUAGGAGUUAUAUAAAAAGAAUAAAACCAGCCCAAACACACCACAUCUGCAAACUUUCUGCAAACAAUUUCAAACCAGCAUAAGGAUAAACAAGAAGAUAAAACAAAACGAAGAAGACAGACACAACAAAAACGUGUUGUAUAAAACAUGAUAACCCACAAGUAAUGGCCACAUAACAAGGAUACACCCCGAUUGGACAUCAACUAAAAUUUGCAGCAACUCCCCUGAAAAUUUGCAAGUUUUCCUUUAUUAUUUCAUUAGGAUUGCAUGCUGCUCUCAUGCUCAAUUUUUAAACAAAUCGUUCUAAAUUGGAGCCAAACAAAAACAGUGUCUGCAUUGGCUAUCUAGCGUACUCGUGCACGUUCGAUCAUCCAGCUAUUUCUUGGUCAAGUAGCAUUUGUAUUUUGUAUUUAAAUUUUUUUUGUUUUGCAGAAUUAAACGGUAACUAAAUUGUAAUGGAUUCCUCUCACAUGACACAAUUGUUCGAGCUGAAUAUUAACGUGCGUAAUUGUGCAUCGAAACAAUUGUUUAAAGUUCUUUAGUUCAGUAGAACAAGAAAAAUAAGAUCCCUGUUCUGAUUGUCUUCUCUUCUGUUUUACACGCUUUUCAAGAAAUUCAAUACAUUUAUAAUUUUUAUGCAUUCUAGUUUUCUCACUUUGAUUGUUUUAAGUAAUUUUCUGUGAAGAUCAGAUCUAAUGAAUCGAAGUUGUACAAUGUAAUAGUAUUUCUCUAUUUUCAAAAUUCUACAAAAUUGGCUGCAUAACAUAAUAUAAAUUUAGAUAUUAAGUGAUAUUUGCUCUCAAUUCAUUUAGUUCUAUAUUUAUGUGUAGAACAAAUUGAACAACAAUGUUAAAAAGGAGUUCAAAUAAAACACAAAACAUCUUUCUAAUUUCUAAAAAC